AUGUCAACCACCACUCUCACCACCGAAGUCGACGUCAACUACAAGGAGACUCGCGUCUCGCUGUCGGCCGCCAGUACAACCAGUAGUGCUACGAUCGGCUGGAGUUCCAGUACACUCAAUACCCUAACCAACCCUUCCGCUUCGUCAGGCUUCUCUCCUUCUCGCGUGCUUCACAUCGAUGCGGCCGGCAUCCGAGCCUGUCGACUGCCACUCCCUCAGCGACAGACCGAGAUCGCCAUCUGCCAACCCGACGGCCAGCCGGCCUACGUUUCUACUCGCGACCGGCGCUGGUCUGGUAACAGCGUGCUUGCGCAUCCUAAGCGCGGAAACCUCAUUCGCACCGACUAUUUCUUCGGACCGGGGCGGGAUCCUGUGUUGCGCCUGCUCCAGACGACCAGCGUGCUGCCAGACGAAAUCAAAGUCUCUGGGGAAUGGACUUCGCGCACUGCGCAGUUCUUCUCUCCCGCUGGUAUCUCGUUCGAGUGGGUCUAUAAGAAGGAGAAGCGAUCGGACGGGAAGAAGGCACGCUUGAUUGUCUUGCAAACACAGGACGACAAGCAGCAGCCUACGACCCUGACUUCGACCCCGGCGCCAACGCGGGAGAUGCAGCCGAUAAAGGAGAAGUCGCUUCAGGCCGCAGUAGACGUUUCGGGGCAUCGCAUUCUCGCGCGGCUGGUGCGCGACCGGGACAGUCGCACGCCGGGGACGUCCCGGUGCGAUGCGGGGAAUGGCGGUCGGUUGGAGCUAGACAACGACGCGCUGCAGGCAGUGGAGUUAGACGAGGCAAUCGUGGUGGCGACCUGUCUGGUGAUGCUCAAGAAAGAGGUCGACCGACGGCGAAUGUUGCAGAUGAUGGUGAUUGCCGGCGCAGCAGGCGGCGGUUCGUGA
Messenger RNA from Penicillium macrosclerotiorum, 888 nucleotides. RefSeq lists its product as uncharacterized. NCBI's taxonomy places the organism in Eukaryota, Fungi, Ascomycota, Eurotiomycetes, Eurotiales, Aspergillaceae. The record is from RefSeq and is a predicted model, not a curated record. The transcript has a single exon. Bases 1 to 888 code for a protein of 295 amino acids.